Molecule: messenger RNA, 939 nt
Organism: Fonsecaea pedrosoi CBS 271.37
Lineage: Eukaryota; Fungi; Ascomycota; Eurotiomycetes; Chaetothyriales; Herpotrichiellaceae
Exons: 2
Coding region: 1-939 (312 amino acids)
Source: RefSeq, a predicted model, not a curated record
AUGGGCAUCUCAAUGUUUGGGCCUCCAGCGCCCAUUGACCCGUCAUACGAACCGUCCGUCUCCAUAACUUCGAUCCCUGCGAGCGCCCCGAUCGAUGAGAUCCUGGGUGUACUCGAGCGGGACGGGGGCGUGAUCCUGACGGGAUUCGCCACGGCUGAAGACAUGGCCGCCGUGGACCGCGACGUCGAGGCCCAUCGCGCACAAACCCGGUCGACCGAGAAGAGCGCACUGCACAUCAUCCCCAAGGAAACGCUGGCCAUCCCGGGCCUGGUCGGCAAGUCUGCGACCAUGGCCAAGAUCUGUGCUGAAUCGCCCGUGCUCGAGGAACUGCGGACGUCGAUCCUGCAGGAGAAAUUCAAGGUGAUCCGCGAGGAGAUUGUCGAGGAAAACACCAUCGACCCGCUGCUGAGCAUCAGCAUCACCUUCUACAUCGGCCACGGGGCGCCUCGACAACGGCUGCACCGAGACGACAACGUGCACGGGAUCCGACACGGCGGAGAAAGCUUUGACCUCAAAAAGGCCAGCCAGUUUGGAUGUCUGAUCGCCGGGUCGAGGACGACGCGACAGAACGGAGCCACCAUGUUCGUGCCAGGAUCUCACAAAUGGGACGAUACCCGACGUCCAAGGACGGACGAGGUAUGCUUUGCCGAAAUGGAACCGGGCUCCGCCUUGAUCUUCCUGGCAUCCUGCUACCACGGGGGCGGCCACAACUCGCUCCCCGGCGAGGUGCGCAAGGUCCACGGCCUGUUCUUCAUCCGGGGCAACAUGCGCACGGAAGAGAACCAAUUCCUGGCGGUGCCGAGGAGCAAAGUACUCACCAUGAGCGACAAGAUGCUCUCACUGCUGGGGUACAAGAAGCCAACGACGGUGCUGGGGGUCGUCGACAACGAGGAUCCGUCGUUGGACUUGCAGUCUGUCUUUGAAAAGGCGAACCGAUAG